AUGGUGAGUGCACAUCACCGGAGUUAUUACACGCUCAAGAAUGCGGCCCUGCGAUGGUAUCUCCCACUAUAUCUACUCCUUUUGCUACAGCUGUUUCCGAGUGUGCGAUCGCUACAGAAGGAGUUGACCGUCAGCAUUGGACCCGGCAGUGUGGACUGUUUCUUCGAAUCGGCCAAAGCCGGUCAAACGAUCGACCUCGAGUAUCAGGUGAUAGACGGUGGGCAUGGUGAUUUGGACAUAAGUUUCGAGCUGGCAGAAGUUACCGGACGGACCAUAUUUGCCGAUUACAAAAAGUCGGACAACAUACACCGGUUUCCGGUGCCGUACGAUGGCGAGUACAAGUUUUGCUUCGACAAUGGGUUUAGCCGGGCGAACAGUAAGACGGUUUUUUUCGAGCUUAUCAUCGAGCGGGAAGGUGAACAGGAGGAUGCGGGCUGGUCCGAUAUCGAUCUGCUCGAGGGCCUUACGCCGGAAGAGUUUUACGAGAUGAAGGUACAGGACAUGGAGGACGCGAUCAAGCGCGUAAGGAACAAUUUGACGAAAGCCCGCCAACUACAGGACAUUUUGCGUUCGCACGAAGCCCGGGACCGUAAUGUGGCGGAGGAGAACUACUUUAAGGUGAACGUGUGGUCCUUCCUGCAGAUACUGGUCAUGGUGGGUGUCGGUACGGUGCAGGUACUGAUGGUGAAAUCACUGUUCGAUGUGGAAUCGAGAGCGUACAAGCUGCUCACGAAGUUUUAA
This is a messenger RNA of Anopheles maculipalpis, 741 nucleotides long. RefSeq names its product transmembrane emp24 domain-containing protein 5 (gene opm). Gene Ontology annotation, cellular component: endoplasmic reticulum; Golgi apparatus; COPII-coated ER to Golgi transport vesicle. Gene Ontology annotation, biological process: endoplasmic reticulum to Golgi vesicle-mediated transport; intracellular protein transport; Golgi organization. The transcript is spliced from 2 exons. The coding region runs from base 1 to 741 and encodes 246 amino acids. Lineage: Eukaryota; Metazoa; Arthropoda; Insecta; Diptera; Culicidae. The record is from RefSeq and is a predicted model, not a curated record.